Molecule: messenger RNA, 2243 nt
Organism: Photinus pyralis (common eastern firefly)
Lineage: Eukaryota; Metazoa; Arthropoda; Insecta; Coleoptera; Lampyridae
Product: piggyBac transposable element-derived protein 4-like
Exons: 2
Coding region: 254-2011 (585 amino acids)
Source: RefSeq, a predicted model, not a curated record
GGUGAGCGCCGCGCUCACCUGAAUUGUACUUUUAUUGCCGCUUGCGAUAUUUUGGGAAUUGUAAAUAAUCCGCUCGUUUUAUUGUGCGCAUGACUUUCAGAAAUAAGUGAAUUUACAUAAGCAGUCGAUUUUCAAAGACGUCAGUGGUGUUUUGCCGUUGUUUAUGUGUGUAUGUCACCAAGUGAGCGCAAAUCUCACCUGCGUGUAACUACGUAUCUCAAUAAAUUCUAUUUGCCGUGUGUUAAAGAGUCAAAUGGACCCUAAAGAAGAAGCCAGAUUGCUACAAAUAUGGCAGGAGUUAGAGGAAGAGGACAGAAUAGAGAAUGAAGUGCCUGAAGAACAAUUAGAUGACGAGGAAAGUGAUGAAGAUUGUAUUGAAAUUGAUAAUGAUCAUCAAACAGAUUCAGAAGUGUCCGCGGAUGAAUCUGACACCGAUUCUAUUACGCACUCGCCUGGCGGACUAAGUUAUAUAGGUAAAGAUAACGUAACCUUAUGGAGGAAGCACCAAAAUCCUCGAAGAGGCCGCAUUCGUCAAUGUAAUAUAAUAAGAGAAUCUCCAGGUGUUACUGCUUUAGCCAAGGAUGCUACGGAUCCUUACCAAACAUGGAAACUAUUUUUUACGGAUGAUAUACUUGAAUUGAUAGUAAGUUGCACGAAUAAGUAUCUCACUGCAAUUCGACCUAAUUAUUCUCGUGAAAGAGACGUAUUGGAUACCAAUGUAGAUGAAGUAAAAGCCUUAUUUGGCUUGCUUUAUAUAGCAGGAGUGCUGAAAUCCCGUCAUACCAACUUGAAAGACAUGUGGGCCACAGACAAAACUGCACCUGAGAUUUUUCGAAUGGUUAUGUCGAAGAAUCGGUUCUAUUUGCUUUUGAGAGCUCUACGAUUCGACGAUUUGGCAACUCGAGAUGAACGGAAGCAGCUAGAUAAAUUGGCUCCUAUUCGAACUAUAUUUGAGAUGUUUUUACAACAGUGUAAAUCGUGUUAUAAAGCUGGUCCAAACUGCACCAUUGAUGAAAUGUUGGAGGGAUUUAGGGGACGCUGCAGUUUUCGACAAUACAUACCCUCUAAACCCAAUAAAUACGGUAUUAAGAUAUUUUCCUUGGUCGAUUCUUCGAGUUAUUACACCAUGAAUAUGGAAAUCUACGCAGGUAAACAACCUCUGGGCCCCUUUCAAAUUGACAACAGCGCAUCAUCUGUCGUAACAAGAUUAGUUCAACCAAUUUCUAAGUCAGGGCGCAACAUUACAUGCGACAAUUGGUUUACAUCAGUACCCUUGGCCCUGGACCUCCUCAGAAACCAUAGACUAACAUUAGUAGGAACAUUGCGAAAAAAUAAGGCUCAAAUUCCACCUCAAUUUAUUGAAACGAAAUCAAGACCUUUAUACAGCAGCAUGUUUGGAUUUGGACAAGAUAGCUUGUUGGUAUCGUAUGUUCCCAAAAAAAACAAAAACGUUCUCUUACUUUCAACAUUUCACGAUGAUGAUGUCGUAGAUGAAACGACUGCAGAAGAUUGUAAGCCUGCGGUCAUUACUUUUUAUAACAAAAAUAAAGCAGGUGUUGAUGUGGUGGACCAAUUGAAGAGCUUGUACUCAGUGGCGAGGAUUACAUGUAGGUGGCCCAUGACUGUAUUUUUUUCACUACUCAACAUCGCAGGAAUAAAUGGGUACAUCAUUCACCGCUCAAACAAUGUCACUACUGUAGAUUCUCGUCGUAUGUACCUAAAGGCAUUGGCAGACCAGUUGAUACAUCCACAUCUUUAUCAUCGGGUCAAGUUACAGUUACCUUACCUUCUUGGUCUACAGAUAAGGGAUUAUUUGAAUAUCCCAGUGGUAAAUGUUCCUUUACAAGAAAACAAUUCAGAAGAACAAAGACCCAAGUGUGGAUUUUGUCCUAGAAAAAAAAACCGGAAUACAAGAGCAAAGUGUGCACAAUGUUCCACUCCCAUUUGUAGAGAACAUACAUCAACAGUUUGCAUUAGAUGCGCACAGAAUGCUGAAGAAGAAGACGAAUAAUAGUGUUCGACAUUUUUUUUAAGUACCUACGAUUUUCGUUUAUUGAGCAAGAAACAAUGUUUUAAGUUAGUAUUAUACCGCUAUUUUGUUUGUAAGUUACUUAUAGUUAAUAAAUUCAUUUUCGUCAAAACAAUACCUCUAUUUAUUCACUUAUAUACUAGUAUUACAUAAUGGUGAGCGCCGCGCUCACCUGCGAGUAACGAUGUUCAAAUCUACCACGCGGGUAACGCAG